Molecule: messenger RNA, 1975 nt
Organism: Lemur catta (Ring-tailed lemur)
Lineage: Eukaryota; Metazoa; Chordata; Mammalia; Primates; Lemuridae
Product: slit homolog 1 protein-like
Exons: 9
Coding region: 5-1714 (569 amino acids)
Biological process (GO): negative chemotaxis; axon guidance
Molecular function (GO): calcium ion binding; heparin binding; Roundabout binding
Source: RefSeq, a predicted model, not a curated record
UGGAAUGGCAAUCGACUGGCUCCCACAGGCUUCCACCAGUUUCCCAGGGAGCCUCUCCAUCCUCCCCUUGCCCCACAGGUGCUCCUGUCCCGCUGGCUUUGAAGGACCGACCUGUGGGGUGAACAUGGACGACUGUGUGGAGCACGCCUGUGCCAAUGGGGGCGUCUGUGUGGACGGCGUGGGCAGCUACACCUGCCAGUGCCCCCUGCAGUAUGCGGGAAGGGCCUGUGAGCAGCUGGUGGACUUGUGCUCUGCGGACCUGAACCCGUGUCAGCACGAGGCCCGGUGUGUGGCCUCCCCGGAUGGGCCCAGGUGUGAGUGUGCACCAGGUUACACAGGUGACAACUGCAGUGAGAAUCAGGACGACUGCAGGGACCACCGCUGCCAGAAUGGAGGCCAGUGCGUGGAUGAAGUCAACAGCUACUCCUGCCUCUGUGCUGAGGGCUACAGUGGACAGCUCUGUGAGAUCCCUCCCCACCCGCCUGCCUCCAGGAGCCCCUGUGAGGGGACUGAGUGCCAGAACGGGGCCGACUGUGUGGACCAGGGCAGCAGGCCCGUGUGCCAGUGCCUUCCAGGCUUCGGCGGCCCUGAGUGUGAGAAGUUGCUCGGUGUCAACUUUGUGGAUCGGGACACUUACCUGCAGUUCACCGACCUGCAGAACUGGCCUCGGGCCAACAUCACACUGCAGGUCUCCACGGCAGAGGACAACGGGAUCCUGCUGUACAACGGGGACAACGACCACAUUGCAGUUGAGCUGUACCAGGGCCAUGUGCGGGUCAGCUACGACCCCGGAAGCUACCCCAGCUCUGCCAUCUACAGUGCCGAGACCAUCAACGAUGGGCAGUUCCACACCGUUGAGCUGGUGGCCUUUGACCAGAUGGUGAACCUCUCCAUCGAUGGUGGCAGUCCCAUGACCAUGGACAACUUCGGCAAACACUACACGCUCAACAGUGAGGCCCCGCUCUAUGUGGGAGGGAUGCCCGUGGACGUGAACUCGGCCGCCUUCCGUCUGUGGCAGAUCCUCAACGGCACCAGCUUCCACGGGUGCAUCCGAAAUCUGUACAUCAACAAUGAGCUGCAGGACUUCACCAAGACGCAGAUGAAGCCGGGCGUGGUGCCUGGCUGCGAACCCUGCCGCAAGCUCUACUGCCUGCAUGGCAUCUGCCAGCCCAAUGCCACCCCGGGGCCCAUGUGCCACUGCGAGACCGGCUGGGGGGGCCUGCACUGCGACCAGCCAGCAGAUGGCCCCUGCCACGCCCACAAGUGCGUCCAUGGGAAAUGCGUGCCACUCGAUGCGCUCUCCUACAGCUGCCAGUGCCAGGAUGGGUACUCAGGGGCCCUGUGCAACCAGCCUGGGGCACCAGCAGAGCCCUGCGGGGGCCUGCAGUGCCUGCAUGGCCACUGCCAGGCCUCGGCCACCAAGGGGGCACACUGUGUGUGUGACCCUGGCUUUUCAGGCGAGCUGUGUGAGCAAGAGUCCGAGUGCCGGGGGGACCCUGUCCGGGACUUUCACCAGGUCCAGAGGGGCUAUGCCAUCUGCCAGACCACGCGCCCGCUGUCGUGGGUGGAGUGCCGGGGCUCGUGCCCGGGCCAGGGCUGCUGCCAGGGCCUUCGGCUGAAGCGGAGGAAGUUCACCUUUGAGUGCAGCGACGGGACCUCUUUUGCCGAGGACGUGGAGAAGCCCACCAAGUGUGGCUGUGCCCUUUGCGCGUAGCGCCGGGUGUGGACUGGGUGGGGUGAGGGUGGGCGAGGGGGACUCAGCCGGCGGCGGCGGCAGCUGGGCCGGGGGGGCAGGCCAUCGCCAGGACGGCUCCUGGCAGCUGGGCCCUCUUGGGUAGAUGGUGCCAGAGCAGCCUUUGGAAAGCAACUUGCGCCGCAGCUGGGGACAGAAGGGUGGGCGAGGCCCGAGCUGCGGGCUGCCCUCUCCGGAAGUGCCUUUCACAAAGAGGCGCUUAAUAAAUAUUUGUUGGAUGAA